This is a messenger RNA of Culicoides brevitarsis, 1441 nucleotides long. RefSeq names its product arylalkylamine N-acetyltransferase 1-like. Gene Ontology annotation, molecular function: N-acetyltransferase activity. The record is from RefSeq and is a predicted model, not a curated record. The transcript is spliced from 4 exons. NCBI's taxonomy places the organism in Eukaryota, Metazoa, Arthropoda, Insecta, Diptera, Ceratopogonidae. The coding region runs from base 330 to 989 and encodes 219 amino acids.
UCUUAGUUGGUUGGAAAAUCUCUUCUUUUUUUUCGUUUUGCGUGUAUAUUUAGUUAGACGAGUAAUGGAUACACUGUGUCUCUAGUUAGUCUCGCAAACGACGACGACGACGACGUAGCGUACCGCGUGCGGCGGAGACGAGCUUCAUAUGCGGAGGAGAUACAGGAAAAACAUUAAAACAAAAACAAUCACAGUUUGGUCAUUUGUAUCAUUUUGUGUCGAGCCUUUGACCUAAAGAGUUGCCAAGAAAAAUAUUUUCCUUAAAAAAAUAAUUAAUUAAAAAAAAAUUUUAAAAAAAAUUAAACACAACAAAAAAAGACCGCAGAAAAAUGUUGGAUAACAAGCCGCUCGAAUACACAAAGUUGCUGCCCACGCAUCACGAUGCCGUGCUGGAGCAUCUGAGGAACACAUUUUUCGCCGACGAGCCCCUCAACAAGGGCACAAAGUUGUGUCAGCGCGGCGAAGGGCAUCCCGAACUCGAAAAAGUCGUGAGUGAUACGUUGCAAGACGACAUCAGCAUUGUGGCGGUGACAAAAGAUGGCGAUAUCGCAGGCGUCGUGCUCAAUGGAUGGUUGCACAAAGGCGAAGUCGAGGAAUCGCGUCAAAAACUCAAAAAUUGCAAAGACGAACGUUUCCGGACAAUUUUUACGUUGCUGUACGACGAAAAUCUCAAAGUUGAUUUGUUCAGUCAAUUUGGCGUCGAGAAGAUGUUUGAAGUCAGAAUACUUUCCGUUGACUCGAGGUUCCGUGGACAAGGCAUCGCAAAACGUUUAUUUGAAGAAAGCGAAAAACUCGCGAGAGAAUUAAACUCAAAGGUCAUCAAAGCUGACUGCACAGGCCUCUUUUCCCAAAAAAUCACGGCAUCCCUGAACUACACGGUGUGUCACGAGAAAUAUUACGACAAAUAUUUGAAUGAUCAAGGCGAACGAAUAAUUCCCGUGGAACAACCGCACGAAAAGUUGCAAGUCAAGUACAAGUUACUUCAGUAAUUUUUCAUUCAGAAGAACUCUCUCGUUGUUGUGCCAUCAAGCAAGUAGUUUAAGGGCACAUGGCAUUUAAAAAUUCGAAGAAGAUCGAUUGAUGUUGUUCAAAAAAAAAAAAGUUUAAUAAAUGUCUAGGAGCUUUCAGUAAAUUAAAAAAAAAAACGGACAUAAAUGUGAGAAAAUUUAAUGUUAAUGACAAAUUUUUAGAGGUUGCACACAAAAAAAAAUGUCGAUGUUAGUUUUAUUUAUUUUGCGUCUUUUGAAGUCUUUGAAAAAGCAAUCUAUUUAAAUAUUUACAAAAAAAAAAAUAUUUCUAGUUGGUUGUUCGUUAGAAAACAAAAAAAUAUUAAACGGCACUAUUUUGAUCUAAUUUUUGUUUCGUUGAAUAAGUUGAAAGACGUUAGUUGAUAAAAUUAAAUAAUAUUGUUAGAAAUGUAAGAAUACAAAGAAAAAUUAGA